Messenger RNA from Aedes aegypti (yellow fever mosquito), 2294 nucleotides. RefSeq lists its product as uncharacterized. The coding region runs from base 1 to 1845 and encodes 614 amino acids. NCBI's taxonomy places the organism in Eukaryota, Metazoa, Arthropoda, Insecta, Diptera, Culicidae. The transcript is spliced from 2 exons. The record is from RefSeq and is a predicted model, not a curated record.
AUGCUCUGCAGACACCUUUUCAUAGCGAUUCUCCUGAGCUACAAUCUCACAACUGCAGACAACACGCAACUCAGCAAAACAAUCGUCGACAUACUCCUGCAACACUUUGUCCACCCAUUCAAAGCCAUCCAGCUGGACCAGGCGAUAAGUCAUCCAGCAAGACUUCAACGUCAACAAGACCUGAUCGAUACCGUUCUCCGCAUGCUAGGAGGUCGUCUAGCGAUUUGUCAUUACAGUUACCUUCCGACAACCAUCGAAUUGCAUUUCCUUAAUCUGGUUUUCAUCAACAGUGAUAAUACUUUUGAAGAGUUGCUCACCAUCAGAAAUCCCAGUCGUUACGAUACGGCGGGAUACUACCUUCUAGUGAUCAGCGAACCAGACCCUUCUGAGCAAUCCAUUGACAACGUUCUAACCGGUCUAUGGAAGCUACAUCUAGCAAAUGUCAACGUGGUACUCGAGCGUAGCGGUAACGUUCUGGUGUACACCUACUUUCCAUUUCAGGAAGGUCGUUGCAAACGCAUUCAAUCGGAACUACUGUUCAACCAGACGGCUCAGAAAAGCCGCAACAAUCUACCAGUAUUUUACUGGAAUCGCUUGCGUAAUUUUCAUGGUUGUACCCUAAUUGGAGGAACGUUUGAGGCGAAGCCUUUCAUAAUCUACCGUAACACGACGUCAAACACAACUCUAGAAGCUGGUGGAUUUGAAGGAGACCUGAUGCAGGUUCUCGCAAAGAAACUGAACUUCUCAUUGGCCUGGAAGAAUUCCCCCGGACAGUGGGGUUUCGCUCGACCGAUCGGCAAAAGCACCGGCUUGAUGAAGAUGACUCAGCAAGAGGAGGUGCAUUUUGCUAUCGGAUGCCUAGCUAUGGAUCCGGAUCGGUAUCGCUACUUGAAGGCUGGAGUGUCACACUACACCAGCAAAAUCUUGUUUGCGGUUCCGCAUGGACGUCCAUACACGGCACUUGAGAAACUAAUCGGCCCUUUUCAAACAUCGGUUUUGGUGAUGCAAGCCUUUGUGUUACUGGUAACAUGCGUCGUAGUUCUGGUUCUGCGCUUCACCAACAGCAAAGUCCGGGCAUUCGUCUACGGAUGGGGCACCACAACGCCACUUUUGAACGCCAUAGCCAUCCUCUUCGGAGUAUCCGUUCCGCGACCUCCGGUCAGGAACUUCGCUCGCACACUCCUAUUUUUGUGGCUUAUGUAUGGCUUCAUUUUUGCAAGUCUCUACCAAGGAUCGCUGUACAGCUACCUCCAGAAACCCAUGCACUACCCACCGUUGAAGACUAUGCAGGAAAUCGACCGCUCCGGUCUUCACUACUACAUGGUCGACAUUGGGACUCGAUUCUUCGUGCACAACCCCAGUAUCGUUCGACGAACCAUAAUCAUCCCGCCCGGGAAGGACAGUCUGGGUCACAUGGUCGCCAACCUCGGUCUCAACCAGCUCAUCGAUGGAGUUGUUCUCACCCCGAUGGAUCUGGUGGCGUACAAUAACCGGGUCAACCCGCGAAGCCGCUUUGUCCACAUCGCCCGGGAGCACGUUUCGGUAUUUCCGGUGGGGCUGUACUACCCGAAGCAGUCGGCCUUGCGGGAUGUGUUCGACGAGCAGGUGCGGAUGAUUGUCCCGUCCGGACUGGUGAGUUACUGGAUCGAACGGUACGGCGAUUACGAUUUCUUCGCACGACCCAUGGAGAAAUCUGAACCGCGGAAGUUGAGCAACGCCCACCUGAUUGGGGCGUAUCAGCUGUAUGGGUGCUGCCUUGGGGUCAGUGUGGGGGUGUUUUUAGUGGAAUUGGCGGUACCGAGAUUGCUGGCAUUGGGCGCGUUUUUACGACGGUUGAUUGAUUGAGACACGACAAAUAGGAUAAUGGAUUGGGGAGCGAUUGCGUGACAGCUGGUUUGCAAUUUGUUGCAACGGGAGAUAGAUCUUUUAAACUGAUAAAGGUGUGGAUAAUGAAUCCAAUUGUUUUGCGUGUUUAUGUAGGCAGCUAAAUAGUUAUUUUUAUAACUGGCGUUACACAUGUACGUAGAUAAAACGAUAUAGCUUUGAUGAGAAAAUACUGUGUAAACAUUAACAUCUAAACUCUAAUCGUCUUAUUUAACCCUUCGUCAGAGGCGUAGUCCCAAGAUGUUAAUGGAAAUAUAUUCAUUGAAGUAUUUUGCAAGUGUAAUGAAUUAUAUGUGCGUGGAAAUAUUUUAGGGUGUUUUAUUCGGCUCCUCCACAAGGCAUAUUAAAAAAAAACCUAAACUGUUCGUGUUUACAAUAUAUUGCACAAAUGAUUAUGUUGAUUAAAAUCG